CUAGUGAACGAAUGCUGGGCUUGUCUUAAUCAAAGAGAAACAUGCAAAAGCUUAAUGGGAUAGAAGUGAAUUCUUCGGAGAAUCAAUUUUAAAUGGUUGUAACAAUGAUUUGGUAGAUCUGUUUCCCAGACAAAAUUCACAGAUGGUCCACAAAAAAUACCACCGUGACUGAGGGUAGAGCACUGUGUCUCAGGGGAUGAAUAAACAGUGGGAAAAGAGAAGGGAGGAAAUCUUUUGCAGUGACAGUGCCACAGAGAUGUUGUGUCAUAAGACUACAGCCAGAGCAACAGUGAUUUCAAGCAUGUGUUUAUUUUGCAUCUGUCUUUCAAGCUAUGUCAUGCGGUAUCCAUUAUUUAGCAUCUGUGUUCAUGGCUGUUACUCCUAACUUUGUAUGUGGGUUCCCUGGAAAUGUGAGUAAUAUUCUUUUCCACAACUCCUCCGCAUCAAGUAUACAGGACAUCUGGACACUAUGGACAUCAACAGAAAAUUACAUUGUAGUCCAGCUGGAAAAUGGAGAAAUUUGGGAAAUUAAUCAGUGCAGCAGAUCCAAACGAGAAGUCAGUUUGGAUCUGGCAUAUGAAUACAAAGGCAACAAAUCUGUAUUUUCGUGUUCUGAUGGAUUUCUCUAUGAUGAUACAAAGUGGAAGAGCACUGUUGUUACGCAGUGGGAUCUAGUCUGUGACCGAGAAUGGCUUGCAAAAUUAAUCCAGCCCACAUUCAUGCUUGGAGUCUUGAUUGGAGCAGUGAUUUUUGGUGACAUUGCUGACAGGCUGGGAAGACAGCGUGUUAUAUGGUUCACAAGUGCUGGUCAGUUUGUAUUUGGCAUUGCAGUGGCCUUCACAUUUGACUACUACAGUUUUGUGACUGUGCGCUUUCUCCUUGCUAUGCAGAGCAGGGAGAGUCUGAAUAUUCUUGGACCACAGCAGUUUUCCUCUUUGAAUUAAUAGAAAGCGUCUGUAUGAAGCAGUGUUUGGUACUUCCUCCAUCCCAACCUCUGCUGGACUGGUAAUUAAAUACCAAGUGUGAGCAGCAAACUCUGGAUUCUGCAUUGCAGCUGCAGUUGCAUUUCUCCUCAUUGUUAGAAAUGCAGUGUAGUUUUUCUUAAACUAGCAAAUCUAUAAUAAGUAUUAUUUUUAUCUCUACCAUUUUGAGUGAUGGAGGAGAGAUGCACAUUUUCUCUUCUAUGCAUCUCUUUGGUCUUUUAAGCUGUAUGUGGAAUACUAAAUACAUAGGUAGAUAUGUUUAACAGCUAGAUGUUUUAUGCUGUACUUAAGAGUAUUUCAGUAUAUGUGUUUAUGCAUACCUACACACAUACUUUUAUGUAUAUGUGUGGUAUAUAUUCCAUAUCUGAUAUAUAUUCAAUAUUUAUACGUAUUACACAAUUUUAAAUAACUGUUUUACAGCCAAAAAUGUACUAUUAGUAGCUUUUCACCACAUAAUGCAUACAGAAAUUAGAAUGCCAUCACACAAAAAAAAUGAUGUAACUUAUUUAAUGU
This is a messenger RNA of Neopelma chrysocephalum (saffron-crested tyrant-manakin), 1496 nucleotides long. Its product is annotated as solute carrier family 22 member 16-like. Gene Ontology annotation, cellular component: membrane. NCBI's taxonomy places the organism in Eukaryota, Metazoa, Chordata, Aves, Passeriformes, Pipridae. The transcript is spliced from 5 exons. Gene Ontology annotation, biological process: transmembrane transport. The record is from RefSeq and is a predicted model, not a curated record. The coding region runs from base 333 to 944 and encodes 203 amino acids.